AUGGCAGACUUGUUUGAUAGACUGGGCGGUGCGACGGUGUACACCAAAAUAGACCUGAGGACAGGUUAUUGGCAAGUUCGGAUUGUAGAGGGUGAUGAACACAAGAUGACCUGCGUGACAAGAUAUGGGUCGUACGACUUCCUGGUUAUGCCAUUUGUCUUGACUAACGCGCCAGCCAUAUUUUGUACCCUGAUGAGCCAAGUCUUCCGAGAAUACAUCGACGAAUUCGUCGUGGUCUACUUGGAUGACAUUGUGGUAUAUAGCCAGACCAUGGAAGAACACCUGGAGCACUUGCGGAAGGUCCUAAACCGAUUGCGGGAGCACGAAUUUUAUGCGAAGCUAUCCAAGUGCUCCUUUACUCAGAAACAAAUUGACUUCCUUGGACAUGUCAUCGGGGAAGGACGGAUCAGGAUGGACCAAUAA
This is a messenger RNA of Nicotiana tabacum (common tobacco), 423 nucleotides long. The record is from RefSeq and is a predicted model, not a curated record. Lineage: Eukaryota; Viridiplantae; Streptophyta; Magnoliopsida; Solanales; Solanaceae.